Molecule: messenger RNA, 1197 nt
Organism: Nematocida parisii ERTm1
Lineage: Eukaryota; Fungi; Microsporidia
Exons: 1
Coding region: 1-1134 (377 amino acids)
Source: RefSeq, a predicted model, not a curated record
AUGUGUACAUCUGUAUUUUGGGCUAUGAGAGUAUGCAUUUUAAUUAUUAUACCAUUUGCGGUGUGUGAUGUAGCACGGCAAGUAAUUGAUGCGAUUCAAGAGAGCCGGUUGAAGUACAAUUUAAACAAGCUAACUGUUGUAGAUUCAAUGAAUGAAAUUGCAAGGGACAGAGCAGAGAUUCUUGCUGGGUCGAGUGAGUUAGAAAACAAAACAGAGCUUCUAUGGGAGCUAGCUCAGAAGCAUGGCUAUAAACCAAUUGCAAUGGGAGAGAACAUAGGGAAGAGUGUAAACAAAGAGAAGGAAGGGAUUGACAUAUUUGAAGAGUGGAUAAAGUCCGAAACACACAGAGAAAAUAUUGUGAAUGCCCCAGAGUAUACACACUUAGGGGUAUACAAGUUAAAAACUGAGUCUGGCAUAUACCUCUCAGCUAUAUUUGGGCAGGAGAGUGCAGAAGACGCAAGAAAAACCGAGAAAGCUUUGCCGCAGAAAGCGAGUUAUGGGGCAUCUAAUAAUAAUGGCUUAAUGGUCACAAGCACUCGUUCAACACCUGCUCCAGCGCAGAAAAAUGCACCUCUUCCAAUGCAGAGACAAAAUUCAAUGGGGCUUAUGCCAGGGAUUAGUGACAUGCGAAGCCCAUUGAAGCCAGUUAUGCCACAAGACAAUAAGUCUAAUAAAAAAGCGUAUAGUGUAGUAGAAUUAGUCUAUCCAAGAAUGACUAGGCUAACUCAAGACUCAUCACAGAAUCCACCAAUAAAAUUUAUUCUUGAGAGCGAGGAUGGCAAGAAAAUACAGGAAAUAGAAGUACCAGAAACUUCUGCACAGGAACAGACCCAGCAAGCGCAAGGAUCGCAGCCACAAACACAACAGCCGCAGGGACCACAUAUAUUGGGAGAAGGACAGCAAGUAAUGCCUGGUGAGCAACCAGGUGCAAUUAAUCCGAGGACUGUUAAUUUUACAUCACCGAUGCCCCACCCUAGUCCACCUACUCCGGAUAUGCUAAAAACACAGAAUGCGCAGGAGAAUGGAUCAAAUCCAUCACCACAGAAACAAACCAUUAUAAAACUAAUCAUGGUACAGCCCGGACAGAAUAACACGCAGAGCAUGGGAGCACAAUUAUCUGCGUCUUCUGCAUGAUGGUAUGACUAAAUUUAUUUUAGGGAAUUUCUGGUUGUUUAAUAAUCUUCUACAUAAAGCACA